Syzygium oleosum is the source of this 1587-nucleotide messenger RNA. Its product is annotated as CBS domain-containing protein CBSX5. The record is from RefSeq and is a predicted model, not a curated record. Bases 70 to 1284 code for a protein of 404 amino acids. The transcript has 2 exons. NCBI's taxonomy places the organism in Eukaryota, Viridiplantae, Streptophyta, Magnoliopsida, Myrtales, Myrtaceae.
CCACCGCCACCGCCACCGCCACCGCCACCGCCACCACCGCCGCCACCUCCAAUCAAAGAUCGUAUUUGCAUGGCAGCUGGGUUGUUCAGCCACAGAGUCAGCGACCUCUGCCUCGGCAAGCCCGCUCUGAGGUCGCUCUCCGUCGCCGCCACGGUCGGCGAUGCCCUGUUCGCCCUGAGGAGCUCCGAGGACAGCUUCCUCAGCGUCUGGAGCUGCGACCACCGGUCCAACACGGCGGUGGCGCCGCAUGAGGAAGGGGAGGGAGGAGGAGAGUGCCGCUGCGUGGGGAAGCUGUGCAUGGUGGACGUCAUUUGCUAUCUCUCCAGCGAAGACGGCCUCUCGUCUCCUUCGGAGGCAUUGAAAGCGCCCGUCUCUGCGCUUCUGCCGAAGAUCCCUGGUCAAGUCGUGCAUGUUGAGCCUUCUUCAAGAUUGGUGGAAGCAAUAGAUCUCAUUCUGCAAGGAGCUCAAAACCUUGUGGUACCAAUUCAAACUAGGUCCGCAAGAAGAAAACAGCACCAAAAACUAUCUUCCUCAACAAGUCCUGUCACAGUUCACAAAGGGCAAGAAUUCUGCUGGCUAACCCAAGAAGAUGUGAUCAGGUUCCUCCUCAACUCCAUCGGCAUAUUCUCUCCGAUCCCCGCGCUAACCAUCGACACUCUCCGCCUUAUAAGCACCGAAGUCCUUGCGGUUGAUUACCAUUCCCCUGCUUCGGCAGCGCUCGAGGCCAUCUCUCGCUCGCACAUCGAGCAGACCUCGGUAGCCGUAGUGGACGGGGAAGGGAUCUUGAUCGGCGAGAUCUCGCCUUCUACGCUCGCUUGCUGCGACGAGACCGUCGCAGCCGCCGUGGCGACGCUCUCCUGCGGCGACCUAAUGGCCUACAUCGACUGCGGCGGCCCGCCGGAAGAUCUCGUCCGGGUGGUGAAAGAGAGAUUAAAGGAGAGGAAUUGCAAAGGAAUGUUGGAAGAAUUCGCGAUAUCCUCAGCGCCAAGUAAUUCGUCGUCUAUGUCGUCCUCAUCGGACGAUGAGAGCUUUCCGUCCCCGAACGCUAAAUUGGCAAGAUCAGGGAAGUAUAGCAGGUCUCACAGCUACUCAGCUAGGAUGGUGAGGAGGUCAGAGGCAAUAGUUUGUCACCCCAAGAGUUCAUUGAUGGCCGUGAUGAUUCAAGCCAUUGCACACCGUGUGAAUUAUGUGUGGGUCAUUGAGGAUGAUUGUAGCUUGGUGGGAAUUGUCACAUUCUCUAGCAUGUUGGAAGUUUUCAGGGAACAUUUAGAGAAUUUGCAGUAGUGUCUUUCUCUGUUUUCGUUUAUUUUUUUCCCUUUUAAUUUUGGCUUGUUCUGGUUGUCAUUUUCCGGGUCAGAAUGCUGAACAUGUGAGAUAGGAGGAUGGGAAGAGAAAAAACUGCAAAAAAAACUAAGCAAGUGGUGUUCAUAUUGUGCUUUGAGCUUUCUGUGCUUUUCUUUGUUUAAUCAAGAUCAUGAGGAGGGUCUCUGGCUCAAUGAUUUGAUUACGUUGCUUUCCCUUUUCUGAGGAAAACCUAUUAAGCUUUUGGUCACGUGAUAAUGAAUUUUGGGGUAUCUUUCUUGUGUA